CUACGGCACCUUGGUCUGCCAGUUAAUGGUGUCCGGCGAUCCCGAGGGCGACGCCGUCCAGCUGACCUUGGGCGGGAUCGAUGCCGAUUGGUUCUACUUGGACGGGAAGGCUGUGCGGCUGAACGUCUCCGAGGAAAAGGUGUUGGACCGAGAGGCAUUGGAAACCCCUGUUCUGAUCGUCGCCUUCACAUGCAUGGAAGACGGCUUCUCACCGGCGGAGUACAGGAUCAUAGUCCAGGUGAUGAACGAGAACGACAACAAGCCGCGGUUCCAGGAGGACACCAUUUUGACGCAGAACAUCAGUGAGCUGGCUGCCCCUCACUCCGUGAUCUUCAGCACCCAGGCAGAGGACGCCGAUGGCGACACCCUCAUGUACGUGAUUGACGGCACGUCGGCCGAUGCGAAAUAUUUCCGGAUCGACCUGCCCAACAGCGGGAGGAUCGUCCUGGGCAAAGCGCUGGAUUUUGAGACCAAGAGGCACCUGGAGUUUGUGAUCCAUGCUGUGGAAAUGAACACGAAGGAGAGGUACAACUCCUCAGCCAGGAUCCAGGUCAACGUGAUGGACGGGGACGACCAGUACCCCCAGUUCCUGCCGUGCAACUUCCUGUCGCACGACGGGGUCGGCGUUUGCGUCAGCCCCAUCUACACCACCAACAUCACGGAAGGGGAAGUCAAGACAGAACCCCUCCAGUUCCUGCCGGGUCCCAUCCACGCCGAGGACGGAGACCGCGACCUGAAGGCGGCCAUCACCUAUUCCAUUCUCUCAGGGACAGACCACGGCUACUUCCACAUGGACAAUGUCACGGGUGCCAUCACCAUGCUGCGGCCUGUGGAGAGCAGGAUUCGCACUCCGGUCUACAGCCUCAGUGUCAUGGCCUCUCAGGUGAACGACGCCAAGAAAUACGCCGUAACCGAGGUCCGCGUGCGAAUCCUGGCAGCCAACGGCCACGCGCCGCACUUUGAGAAGUCCCAGCACCAGGCCUUUGUCCACGAAGGCGAGAGCACGGCCUCUCUGGUCCUGACGUACAGCAGGAGGGUGCUCUUCGUCCUGGCCACCGACAUGGACUUCCCCGACGGCUUCAACCCUGCAGUGCGGUACAGCCUCAGGCGCCAGUCCAACCACACGCAGCUCUUCCAGGUCACCCCUGGCGGACUCCUCAUCGCCCGCGCCGACCACCUGAGUGCUCAACAGCGAUACGCUUUGCAGAUCCUUGCGCGAGAUGAGGAGUCGGGCGAGACCACCAACACCACGGUCAACGUGGAGGUGCUGAGUCCUGGCCAGGCAGUCCCCAUGGAUCCUCUCGAAGCCGGGCACCAGGGGACGAUGGACGCCGGGAUCCUGGCAGGCGGCUUGGGGGCGCUGCUCUUGGUGACGGCCAUCAUCCUCUUCCUCAUCCUGCGGGCCAUGAAGAAGAGGCAGCGGCGCCAGCAGAACAUGGAGAGGGCGGCUCUGGCCAUGGAGAAGCACCCCAAUGUGGUCAAUGCUGGAAAGGCCUCCCCGCACCCCGAUAACAUCUACUUCCAGAACGAGGGGUACAGCGACCUUGGCGACGAGGCGCCCAAGAUGUACGGAGUCCAGGUGGCCCUGAACUCCAAGCUGGAUUCGGCGAGGGGCGUGAAAGGCCUGCCCGUUGGUGAAGCACCGCUGGCCAACUCGGUGCCCAAGGUCGGGGGCCAGGCCCAAGCCAGCGCGGCCCCCAAGAAGCCCGAGGAAGAAGAGGAGGCCAAGACGGCUCUCGUCAAUGGGAAGGCCCUCGAGCAAUGCCCCUCUCUCUGCCUGGAAGGCGAGGCCUUGCCCAAAGGUGCGGAGCGGCCAGUGGAAAUGCGGGUGGUGGAAGACGAGGAGGAGGAAGAUGAGGAAGAUGAGGCUACCCUCUUCCCUGUGGACAGUGAGGAGAAACAGUUCGGAGACGCCGCAGGAGGACCCGAGGAAGAACCGUGCUCCGAGGGCAGUCCGCAGCAAGGGGGAGAGUCCGUGCCGGAAGGCAAGAUGGCUGCCAACGGGGGCCCAAGCCACGUGGAGCCCGCUCCUCAGAGCCCCACUGCUGACAGAAACUGUGAGGGUGGCAGAGGGGCUGGGGAGCACCCUGGGUCCCCCAGCGAAAGCAUGGACGCAUCCCAGGUUGUUCCCUGUGGCAUUGCCGCUCCAGGGGCCACGGAGCCCAGCGACGCAACCCCGGUCCCCAAGGAACCAGUCCCCCCGCUGCCGAAGCUGGAAGAGCUGCCCAAAGAGGAUGACGAGGAGGAGGACGACGGGGAGGAGACGCCGAAGGCCGCGUCGCCCACUUAUCGAGACCCCCUGGCGCCUCUGCCUGUCAGCGACGUCAGGAUGCCCGCCACGCUUUUGCAGCUUCUGGAAGAUUCCAUCGAGUGCUAGCCUGCGUCUCGCUGCCCCACCCCGAGCGCGGCCUGCUCGGCCAGGGCAGAGGGAGGACAGUGAACGGUUUAGAGACAAUCUCCUUUCACUGAGGCGAGCGUAACGGGGCAACCGUAGCUCUGGGCAUUGGUUU
Molecule: messenger RNA, 2510 nt
Organism: Lacerta agilis (Sand lizard)
Lineage: Eukaryota; Metazoa; Chordata; Lepidosauria; Squamata; Lacertidae
Product: cadherin-related family member 5-like
Exons: 13
Coding region: 26-2377 (783 amino acids)
Biological process (GO): homophilic cell-cell adhesion; cell morphogenesis; multicellular organism development
Cellular component (GO): adherens junction; catenin complex; membrane
Molecular function (GO): cadherin binding; calcium ion binding
Source: RefSeq, a predicted model, not a curated record